Besnoitia besnoiti is the source of this 1368-nucleotide messenger RNA. RefSeq lists its product as uncharacterized. The record is from RefSeq and is a predicted model, not a curated record. Lineage: Eukaryota; Apicomplexa; Conoidasida; Eucoccidiorida; Sarcocystidae. The transcript has 10 exons. Bases 1 to 1368 code for a protein of 455 amino acids. Gene Ontology annotation, cellular component: Set1C/COMPASS complex. Gene Ontology annotation, molecular function: protein binding; chromatin binding.
AUGACAGCAGGAAAGGAGGCUGCGGGCCUCUACAAAGUCCGGCUCACGGAGAAGCUCAUUAGAAGCCUACGCGUCUCGCUCACGGUCGACUGCGUGGCGGCCUGCCGCGGCGCGGAGGCGAGCGCCUCGUCGGGCUCCUCCGCGGACGCGAGGCUUCGCGGCGAGGAGAAAGACGCAUCCAGCGGCCGCUGGCGAGUGUCUAGCGUCGACUGGUCUCAGGACGGCUCAACAGUCGUUCUGGCGCUCUCUCCGCGCGAGCGAGAGGGCGCGCGCUGGGAGGCAGACGCCGGCGGAGCCAGCGGGAGUGCGGCGCUUCGCGAAGCGGAACGCAUCAGCGACGGCCGCAAGGCGAAGCUCCUCUUCUUCAGCACGCAGACUGGCAGCUUGACACACAUUAGAGAAACAGAGUGGCGCUCCAUCGACGCGGUGCGAUUCGUGCAAGGAGGCGCGCGGAAAUGUCUCGUCGCGACAAGCGACGGCGCAUACGCAGUGGUUCUGUGGGCGCUGGACGAGAACGUGCUUCCCAUCCGGUACUCCCUCCCCGCCCCAGUCGUGCCGCACACAGGUGUCGACGUGCAUCCGACGAGCGACCUCUUUCUUGCGUCCUGCAUCGACGGCACCGUCCUGCUUUUCCAUCUCGAGAAGGCUCAAGCGCUGGGACAUGUGCGUGGCUCGAGCUCGUGUCCCGUCGCCGCGUUCGACUGCGAGGGCCUCGUGUACGCUUGUUCUCUGGGUAAUAGAAAAAUCCACCUCUUUGGCUGCGACGACGAUGCGAUUGAGAAGGAGCCGGCUGGGCAGUUCAGCAGCUUCGACCUCUCUCCCUUCCUGGCCCCUGGAUCUCAUAUCACCUCCCUCGCGUUCGGCCCAGACGAGAAGACGCUUCUCGUGUGCAGCAAUCGCGGUCAGGUGCUGCUCAUCGACGCCUUCGACGGCAACAAAAUUCACGAAUACCAUCCGGCUCAGUCCUCGCAGUCGCUGCCUCUGUUUCCGUCGUCGCAUCUCUCUUCGCGCUCGUCGCUGCCCUCGUCGAGGCCCUGUCCGCCGGCGUACACGCCCGACGGCAAGUUCCUUCUCUGGGGCAGUUCGGCUGCUGGCGGCGCGCUCUGCGUUUGGAAGGCGAUUCAGAGCCCGGCCGAAGCGGGUGUCCAGGUCCCCCCCGCUCACGCGGGGCGCGGCGCGGAGAGGAAGAAGAGCGGCGACCCGCUGCUUGUGGCGAGACUCCGAACCGGGGUCUCGAGUCAAGACGGAGAGGCUCCAGGCGGGGAGAACGCGCAGACGUGCGACUUUGUCCUCUGCAGCCGCGUCCACGCACUCAUGAUUACAGUCACGGGUGAGCGGCUAUCCUUCUGGCAGCCUCCAGUUGUUUGA